Molecule: messenger RNA, 644 nt
Organism: Mesitornis unicolor (brown roatelo)
Lineage: Eukaryota; Metazoa; Chordata; Aves; Mesitornithiformes; Mesitornithidae
Product: lysine-specific demethylase 4B-like
Exons: 4
Coding region: 15-644 (209 amino acids)
Biological process (GO): chromatin remodeling
Cellular component (GO): nucleus
Molecular function (GO): histone H3K9 demethylase activity
Source: RefSeq, a predicted model, not a curated record
GCCGCCGCUUUAGAAUGGGGUCGGAAAACCCGAGUCCGCCGAACCCCAGCUGCAAGAUUAUGACCUUUCGUCCCACCCUCGAGGAGUUUCGAGACUUUGGAAAAUACAUUGCCUACAUGGAGUCGCAAGGAGCUCACCGGGCAGGGCUUGCCAAGGUGAUUCCUCCCAAGGAAUGGAAGCCACGAAAAACCUAUGAUGACAUAGAUGACAUGGUUAUCCCAGCACCUAUUCAGCAGGUGGUUACUGGGCAGUCGGGGUUAUUCACCCAGUACAAUAUUCAGAAGAAACCCAUGACUGUGGGAGAAUACCGACGUCUGGCUAAUAGCGAGAAGUACUGUACUCCACGCCAUCAAGAUUUUGAAGACUUGGAGCGCAAGUACUGGAAGAACCUGACAUUUGUCUCACCAAUUUAUGGAGCCGAUAUCAGUGGCUCACUGUAUGAUUCAGAUGUGGAAGAGUGGAAUAUUGGCAACCUGAACACUCUCCUAGACAUGGUUGAACACGAGUGUGGCAUUAUCAUAGAAGGUGUAAACACUCCCUACCUCUACUUUGGGAUGUGGAAGACAACCUUUGCUUGGCAUACAGAGGACAUGGAUCUCUACAGUAUCAACUACUUGCAUUUUGGGGAGCCAAAAUCUUGGUAA